AUGGACAUCUUUCGCCAAGUCGAUGACUUCCUCAUGGAGGAAGAGGACGAGACAGACGAUCCGCUUCCCCUCUUCCCCCAGAUGAAGGCCCCGGCCGCUCCUGAGCCGCCGUCACCUCCGCCUGGGCCUUCUCUUGCGUCUUCCGCUCAAAGCGACGCGUCCUCUCCAGUUUCUCCGCCCCAGUCUUCUCCUUCGUCUGCGUCUUUGUCUGAGGAAAAAGGCUUCCGUUUUGGGCGACUCGCCGCCGGCGCAGCCAGCAGCUGGCUGGGUGUGCAGGGGCGUUCCGACGACGGCGAACCGCAGACUCAGAAGAACUCGUGGAUGAACUUCAGCGUCUCAGCUGUGACGGAGCAUCUGUAUGGAGGCAAAGAGACGGAAAAUGCAGAGCCUUCGCAAAGCUGGAUGAAUCUCGGCGGCGUCACUGCCGUCGCAGAACGCGUGGCGGCUGCGGCGAGUCGAGCGGCCCCUGCAGCCGCUGCCAAUGCGGCUCCUGUCGCCUCAGAAGGGAUGAAGUGGGGCAUGGGCGUGUUGAAGGACACAUUUUCGUCUCUCCAAAAAGAACUGCUUUCCGUCGAGGAGCCUGAGGAAGGGACAGAGAGGACAGAGGGCGAGGACGGCGCCGUCGAGGCGUCCGCAGGUUUCGGUGAGCAGACGGAAGGAGACAGAGAGGGAACGGAACGCGAACGAAGGCAAAUCAGUGGAUCUCUCUUUCUGAGGAAGAGCGACGAACAAGACCGAGGUGACUCUCCAGUCAGUCGAUCGUCGCAUGCAGCUGUCGAAGCCGCAACGGCCGCUGCCGCUCGGGCAGCCGCUGCUCUCUCAGCUCGUUUCGGGCGUCUGAGAGACCACGAAGACAGAGACGGUCAAGACGCGGAAGAAAGGCAAGAGAAAGAAGACGAGACAGAAGAAGAGAAAGAAAGAGAAGAAGGCAAACAACAAGGCAGACUAGAAGGCAGACUAGAAGGCAGAGAAAGCGACGAGAGAGCAUGGCAAACAGGGGAUCACGUGAGCAGAGGCGAUCCCACCUCGGCCGCUGUUCAAGGUUUUUGCUUCGAAGAGAGUGUUGGAGACGGACAGCGAUUGGAAGGCCGAGAGAAAAAGGACAGAGAGGACGGGUGCCAGCCUCCCUCGGCGUGGGAUGAUGAUUUCACUCUCUCGGACGAAGAAGCGUGCAAAGGGUCGUGGCCUUCAGCAGGACUCGCUGGCGAGGACCGCGUCGAUCAAGAGACGGAAGGAAAGGCCGAGCGAGAACGCCACAGGGAUUCCGGGCCAAAUGCAGAGAGACAAGACGCGAGGGGCUGUCAGCUGGAAACGGGAGAGGAUGUGGGGGACGCGUCUACGCCUCAGGGAGCGGAAGCAACGCUGGCGGGCCCGAGGGGUCCGUUUGACGAGGAACCAGAGGGCGACGGUGGAGGUUCAAAUCCCCAUCUUCUUCCUUCUCCCGUCUCUUCUCUCCACACGUCUUCUCUCCACACGUCUCCUCUCCACACGUCUUCUCUCCCCACGUCUUCUCUUUUCAGGGAUCGCGGAGCGGAAUCUGUUUCUGUUCCCUCGAAAUCUGUCUCUUCUGCUUCGCAGCCCGUCGGUCUCUCUUCGCCUGCACAUGCUCCCGUCUCGUGUCUUUCCUGUCCGGUCCCUUCCUCUGACGCGUCUUCGCUCCGGUCGUCGGACGCGUCUCCGUCGUCUGGGCCUUCUCUCUCUCAGCCGCUGUCGGCUGUCUCUCGCACUGUCUCCUCGCCGUUCUGUGCGCCACCAUGCGGGCUAGACUGUGGAGACACGGGCGUCUGGAGGAGCCAAGGCGAGACGCAGGAGGAGGCAGAGUGGCGAGAGCAGGAAGCACAGAGGGACGGACGGCGAGAAGGCGACUCGUUCCGCAGCUGGGAGGCCCUCGACUCGGUUCAUGUGACGCCGUCCUCGCACGGUGUGCCUACAGGGGAAACGAGUAGCAACGCGCGCAGCCAGCACAGUCCGGCGGACUCCGCUUCACCUUUCGAUGGAUCUUUCACGUCGACGACUCUUUCCCAGCCUUUGGCUCCUCUUUCGGCGAGCCGGUAUGACGCGUUUUUUACGCAGACUGAAGCCGCGUCUGCUUCGCCGGCAGGGCCGAGCGCGUCGGGCUCUCGUGAUCCCUCGGAGCAAGUGAAGGAAGACUGUGAACAGUCGCUUUCGCAUCCUGAUUCUGUCGCGUCUCCUGAUCUCUCUGUACCCUCCUGUUCGUUUCCAGUCUCUGACGCGUCGUCUGGGCUUCCGUCUUUGGUCUCUGCUCCGCUGUCUGGGGCGCCCGGCUCUCUCCCACUCUCCUCGGGUGUCUCUUCACUUCCGGAUCGAUGCGUCGGUUCCCCGAGGGACGAGGCGCUGUGCCUUGCCGCGUCGCCGAGGGUGGAGCGGUUGCUCGGCGAUUCUCAGUUAGCAGAGAAGGCGCUCCACGAACUCGAAGGGUGUGCAGAAUCCGUCGCAAGUCCGCGGGGCCUUUCCACGGCACCUCCAGUGUCUUUGAAGGCGCUCCUGCCUGCAAACAACAGUCCGGAUUCAGGUGUCUGUACAGCUGAAUUCCCGGCGGGUUCGGGCCGGCCGAGUUCGCGAGGCGCGUCUUCCGACGACGCCCAGGAGCGACAGCCUGAAGGUGGGCGUACACCGGUCGGGGCCGCUGCUCAACUUUCUCCCGUUUCUUCCGGAUGGUCGGCACUCGGUGUAAACGGGUCGCGCGACGAAACUCUCGGUGAGAGGGAGAAGAACGGCUUCGCACCUCGAGGCGCACUCGAGGAGCGCGCAGAAGAGCGCCGAGAGUCAACGCCCGGCAGUCUUGACAGCGGAGACGAGCGAUCGAGUGCUCGUACGCGCGAACGAGAAGCGUCAGUGGAGAAGGACGGAGAGGGAGAGAGGCGAGAUUCGGGGAGUCUCGCAGACGUGCUGGAACGCGAGAGAGAGACUGACUGGACAGGAGACGCGAUUCGUCUCGAAACAGAGCUGGAGGAGCGGGCCAGCCAGGAACUCGAGAGUGAAGACAAGACCGGAAACGGGUCCAGAGGAGACUGCGAUAAAUUGGGCGACAGUGAAGGGCGUUUCAACCCCCCCGAUCCUUCUCUCCCGUCUGGGCCAAGUACCUCGUCGACUGGUGAAGAGGAUGCCGCGCGCCAGGACGUCCUUCUGCGAUCUGCGGUCGCCGCGGUUGUCACCACUGGCGAGAACGAAAGGGACUUGGCUAGCCGACGCAACAGCGAAAGCAGUGCGAGUCGGGGGGGAGGUUCGCCGCUUCAGACUCAGGACAGGAAACCUUCCGGGUCGGUGGCUGGCUGGAAACCGGAGGAGAAAGUCUCCAGAACGGGGGGAGCCUUCCGAGACGAUUCGAACGCGUGUGGAUCUAAAAUCGAGUCGGACCAUCCGCAGAGUGAGGCGAGCAGCGGCCAACCGACGCCGUCGAUGUACGUGCGCCUGCAGAGGCAAAUUCAGCAGAAAGAGGCAUACGCGGCCGAGUUGGAGUCUCGCCUCGAGGCGAAGGAGACGGAGGUGGAGAGUCUGCGAGUCGCGCUGGAGCGCGAGAAGAAAGAGAACGAGGAAGCACGCGAGCGGGAACAGCAACGAGAGAGAGACCGCGAGAAGCUGGGCCUCCAGAGAGAAGUGGAAGCGCAGCUGGAGAGCGUGAAGCGUCUGGAAGAGGAGCUCGCGCGUUUGCGCGCCAAGGAGGCGGAGUGGAUCGCGGAGGUGGACAAGAGAGACGCCACGAUCGUCGCGCAGAGGCGGCGUGAACAGGAGUUGAGCGAGGAAGUGAGGAAGCGCGAAGAGGCGCUCGUUUUGCAGGAGGCGCAGGUACAGCAUUUCCGAGAAGAGACGGAGAGGGAACGGCUGGCGGCGGAGAAACGGAAGGAGGAGCGGGAGAUCGAGGCAGACCGCGAGUUCAGCAACCGCCUGCAGGCGCUGCUGGAGGAGGAGACAAAGAAUCUGAAGCAGCAACUCGAGGUCGAGGCACAGCUCCACGAGAGGAAGUGCCGCGAGUACGAAGAAGAACUGCGCGCCAAGACGGCAGAACUGGAGACUGUCGCAUCGCGAGGCGCCGCCCUCGCGGCCGCGUUCGACAAAGAGAGAACUGACUUGGUCCAGCAACUGGUUGCGGCACGCGAAAAGCGAGAAGAAGAAGACAGCCGAUUCCAGAAAGCGCAGGCGCAACUCGGCGAGCUCCAGGCCUCCCUUGACAUGCGAACGAAGUCUCUGGAAGAGGAACAGGAACGUCGUCAGGCGCUAGAACGCACCCUCGCGACUCGAGAGAUGGAAGCUGACGAAGCAAGUCUCGCGCUUCACGAGGCGACGGAGCGCAUCGCCGAGCUGUCGACGCAGGCCUCCGAAGCGCGAGACGCGCAGGCGCAGUUGCGUGCAUGCGUCGAGCGGCUGCAAGCUCUGCACGCCCGCGUGCUUGAAGCUGAGCGGGAGGCAUCGAAGCUUCGCGCGGCGCUGGCGGAGGGCGAGGCGAAGCAUGCGUGCGAGCUAGAGGAACUGAGGCGGGAGAGACGCCUGGAGGAAGAGCGUCUGUCGCGGCAACUCCUCGCAGCCUCUUCAACGGCCGAAUGGAGGAAAGCCCAGGACGAGUGGCGAGCGGAAAAAACGGAAAUAGAGCGAGAACGCGAUGCUGCCGUCGCUGCGCACGACACCACCAAGGGAGAACUUCACCAACUUUCUCAACAAUACGCCGCUCUGGCGUCGGAGCUCGUCAACAAACAGAAGGAGGUGGAUGCGCUGAAGGUUUCCUCGCGUCGCGGCAGCGCUCUCUCCGCUGCUCAUUCUUCGGGUGUCUCGACUGCCGACAGGCCGGUCCGGGGAGAUGAAGAGAACGAAGAGAUUCCAGAGACGAGAAUGAGGAGAGAAGAGGAUGAGCAGCACCACCUCGCGCAGCUUCUCGCGGCGAACGUCGAGAACAGUCGCCUCCAAAGGGAACUGCAAGCGCUCCAGGAGGAGGUGAAGGAAAUGAAGGACGAGCGAGUGAAUAUGCAGGAGGCGUUGAAGAAAGUCGAGGAGCAAAAGGGGAAGGCGGAAACUGCCAUCGCCAGUCUCAAGGCCGAGCUGGAGGCCGCGACCGCAGCGCCUUCGGCUCUCUCCGCACAGUCUUCUCUGUCUCACGGGCGACAGCUCGCGGAGACCGAGGCUCCCGACGGGCGGCGGUGGGAGGAGGAAGUUGCCUACUGGCAAGGCCAGAUUGCGGAGAAAGACAAGAAAAUCGCCCUCCUCACGAGCGAGCGAAACGCGCUGAGUUACCGGCUUCAAAUGAAAACCGUCGGAGGCGAAGCCGAGAAGAAGAAACCGGCGAAGGAGAAGCCAUCCAAGAGUGCGCAGUUUGCAGGCGAGAGAGAGCGCGAGAAGGGAACAGCUUCUUCGGCGUCCUCCGGAGAGCCGGGAACGGCCCGCGAUUUGGAGGCGGGUGAAGGUGGAGCAGAGGAGGAAGGCGUCGCAGGGGGACUUCGAGCCUCGCUUCGCACGAGAGAAGAAAGAGGCGGAAGCCUCAUGGCGGCUGCGCGUCGGGCAGGGAGAGCCGCUCGGCAUGUCAAACUCUACGCGAGAGCGAUCUGGGGCGACCUUCGAAGCGGUGUAGGAACACCUUGGCGUGCGAAGUCGUGGCAACCUGUCGACCGCCCUUUCAAGGACUUCAGCCGCGUCCUGGCGGACAGCGGCGCCCACCGACUCGCGUUUUAUCUGUACUUUGUGCUUCUCCACGUUCUUUUCUUUUUCCGGAUUUUCUUCCCUCUGGGAGCCGCGGCGCCUUGUCCAGGGCGUGUGUCGCCCGAGGGCCAAGCCGUUUUUGAUGCGGCACUGGGGCCUUCUCUGACUCCGCUGCCACCGUCUUAG
This is a messenger RNA of Neospora caninum, 5832 nucleotides long. RefSeq lists its product as hypothetical. Gene Ontology annotation, molecular function: small GTPase binding. Lineage: Eukaryota; Apicomplexa; Conoidasida; Eucoccidiorida; Sarcocystidae. Gene Ontology annotation, cellular component: Golgi apparatus. Bases 1 to 5832 code for a protein of 1943 amino acids. The record is from RefSeq and is a predicted model, not a curated record. Gene Ontology annotation, biological process: endoplasmic reticulum to Golgi vesicle-mediated transport; Golgi organization. The transcript is spliced from 11 exons.